This is a messenger RNA of Thecamonas trahens ATCC 50062, 1749 nucleotides long. Its product is annotated as T-complex protein 1 subunit gamma. Lineage: Eukaryota; Apusomonadida; Apusomonadidae. Gene Ontology annotation, cellular component: chaperonin-containing T-complex. Gene Ontology annotation, biological process: protein folding. The transcript is spliced from 3 exons. The coding region runs from base 18 to 1682 and encodes 554 amino acids. Gene Ontology annotation, molecular function: ATP binding; ATP hydrolysis activity; ATP-dependent protein folding chaperone. The record is from RefSeq and is a predicted model, not a curated record.
GGCACCACUCCAACAAGAUGAUGCCCCGCCGCCAACCCAACGUUAUGGUGUUCAACACCAACCAGGAGAGUGAGAAGGGUCGCAAGGCUCAGCUCUCGAACAUUGCCGCUGCAAAGGCCGUGUCCGACGUGGUCCGGACGUGCCUUGGCCCGCGUGCCAUGCUCAAGAUGAUCCUGGAUCCGAUGGGCGGCAUUGUGAUGACCAAUGACGGCAACGCGAUCCUUCGUGAGAUCGACGUCAAGCAUCCGGCGGCCAAGUCGAUGAUCGAGCUGUCGCGGACGCAGGACGAGGAGGUCGGCGACGGAACGACGUCUGUGGCGAUUCUCGCCGGUGAGGUCAUGGCGUCUGCGGAGCUUUUCCUCGAGCGCAACAUGCACCCGAUUGUCAUCUGCUCGGCCUUCCGCCGCAUGCUCGACGACGCGGUCGACUACAUGGAGGAGCUCUCGUUCCCGAUCGACCCGAACGACCGGCCGUCGAUGAUGAACCUCAUCAAGUCGUGCCUGGGCACCAAGUUCUCGUCGCGGUGGAUGGAGCUGAUGUGCAACCUGGCGCUCGACGCCGUCAACACGGUCCACCUGGAGCAGGACGGCCGGACGGAGAUCGACAUCAAGCGGUACGCGCGCGUGGAGAAGAUCCCCGGCGGGACCAUGGAGGACUCGCGCGUCCUCUCGGGCGUCAUGAUCAACAAGGACAUUGUGCACCAGAAGAUGCGCCGCCGCAUCGAGAACCCGCGCAUCAUCCUCCUCGACUGCCCGCUCGAGUACAUCAAGGGCGAGUCCAAGACCGACAUCGAGAUCUCGGGCGAAGCCGACUUUAACCGCAUCCUCGAGCUCGAGGACGCCCACGUCCAGCGCCUCUGCGCCGACCUCCUCGCGCUCAAGCCCGACAUUGUCAUCACCGAGAAGGGCUGCUCUGACCUGGCGCAGCACUACCUGAUGAAGGCCAACGUGACUGUCAUCCGCCGGCUUCGCAAGACCGACAACAACCGCAUUGCCCGUGCCGUCGGCGCCACCAUCUGCCACCGCCCUGAGGAGGUCAAGGAGAGCGACGUCGGAACCGGGUGCGGCCUGUUUGACAUCCGCAAGAUCGGCGACGACUACUUUUCUUUCUUUGUCGAGUGCGAGGCGCCCAAGGCGGCCACCAUCCUUCUCCGCGGCGCGUCCAAGGACGUGCUCCAGGAGAUCGACCGCAACCUCCAGGACGCCAUGAACGUUGCCCGCAACGUUGUCUUUGACCCGCGCGUCGUCCCCGGCGGUGGCUCCAUUGAGAUGGCGCUCUCGCAGGCCCUCGUCCGCAAGUCCAAGUCUAUCGAGGGCAUCGAGCAGUGGCCCUACCGCGCCGCCGCCGAGGCCCUCGAGGUCAUCCCGCGCACAUUGGCCCAGAACUGCGGCGCCAACGUCAUUCGCCUCAUGACGGAGCUCCGCGCUGCCCACGCCUCGGGCGACAACGCCACCAUGGGCGUCAACGGCAUCACCGGCGAGCUCAUCGACAUGACCACCAUCGACAUCUGGGAGCCGUACGCAGUCAAGGUCCAGACCAUCAAGACCGCCGUCGAGCAGGCCACCCUCCUGCUCCGCAUCGACGAGAUCGUCUCGGGCCUCGCCCCGCAGCAGGCCGGUGGCCAGCAGGCCCCGCAGCCGCCCGCAGGCGGUCCUCCGGGCGGCAUGCCCAUGCCGCAGUAGUCGCCUCUCCCCAACCCCCCCAACCCCCCCAACCCCUCAUUCAUUCAUUGAACGUGCUUGCGCGCGC